CAACCGUGGUGCAUGUGUGUGUCGUAUCAACCGACAUUCCUUGACCUCUUUCCCUAACCUAAUUCCGACGUAAACAAAACUUUGCCAACAUUUUUUUUCUGAGUGUGUUCAUAGUUUUGGAUACUCGUCGCUUGGACAAAUAUGAGAUGACCAGACCCUGCGCAGCAGGCGGAGAACUUUCGGAAAUACAGACAAGUCGGAGAAACACUGGCUUACAUUCCAACAUUAAUAUUCAUAAUUCCAAACAGAAUGGAAUUACAGCCUGCACCGGGCAAUGAAGACCACGCCCUUUGCUUUUAAACAAAUAUAUAAACAUACCAAAUACAGUUUUAGAACAGUGAUACUUCAAAAAUGGCUUCUGAACAUUGUUAUUUGAGCGAGAGCGCAAAACAUAAUCGACUAAAAAACGGUAGAAAAUCGAUAAAAAUCGAUUUAACAUUUAUAUUUGCGUUUAUAUUAGCAACAAACGUACCCGUAGUCAAUGCUAGUGAAACGAAUGAAACAAUAGUGGAAGACAUACCAAAACAAAUGAGAAUCAUCGAAGCGAUAGCAGGACGAUCUUUUUUUAGUGAUGUGUACCAAAAUGGGACAUUCAGAACUGGUAACUCUUUGUGGGACAAUUUAUUAAACAAGUGUACAGUGAAACCGUCAGUGAGUUGUCUUCAGAAGAACGUUUAUUCAUAUUUGGACGACAAACUUGCGUUCGAGGGUGAUAUCGACGUGGGCGGUGGAGUGUGUUUCAAGAAGAAUGGUGUUGAUAUAAAUAAAUAUACUAAAGAAGCGAAUGUCAUCUAUCGUACUGGCAGUAGUGAUGAAGAAAGAUUACUUGAUGACGAAAAUGAGAUCGACGAAGAAGAAGAACCAGAAACGCCGUUUGAAGAAGUGACGGACAGCUUAUAUUCCAAAGGAGUAAAGUUCUUAGUAACACAUGAUAUGAAAGUUAAACUCCCAGAGCUGUUCUUUCACGGGGCGACUUUGAAGGUGUCACCAAGGGCUCUGACCAAGACUGGUGCCUUAGUCCAUAUUGACAUCGAGCCGAGAGACUCCGAGGGCCAUGGAAGGCUGUUCUUUCAUAAAAUCAAGAAAUACAUCAAAAGGAAGUUACUGAUGGCAGCAUUAGCGAUAAUAUUAGUUAUCAAGUUGAUAGCACUGAAACUAAUAUUUGUUCUGCCUCUUAUACUGGGUGUCACUACUGCCAAGAAGAUGUUCCUGAAGUUACUACUGUUUAUCUUCCCUGCAUUGAGCCACAUCUUCAAGUUAUGCUCUUGGUAUCACAAUAAUUACCAUACGACGAAGUACCAUCAUCAUCAUCAUUUGAUAACGCAUCAUCAUAAGACACCACACGCGCCAUACCACCACCCCCACCACGAGUCUACGAUAGUGGUGCGUCCCCACGCGGCGGGACCCCCUCACCCCCACCACGACCACUACCCCGCAACACACGAGCAUUACCCCCAGGAUUGGGAACUGUCUGGUCCUGGACUUGGCAGCGAAUAUAUAGCGUCAGGAAUACAUCGAAACGCAAUAGCCAAUUUCAAACCUGACGUAAACGAUGUCAAUGAAAUCAACGCAUGGGGACUUGGCUUCCCACCUGGUGCUGGACAAUCUCUAAAUUCAGGGGAAUUAGCGAACAGCAACGUAGUUCCUACAGUGGCUCAAAAUCCGGGACAAAAACACUCUGCCAGCAAUAAUCCUAACAGGCCGAUUGGACCGCCGAACCCAUACUUGAGAAACAAAAAAACGACACCGAAAGAUCCUGCGCAAGCGGAAAAGGAAGCGCUGAUCAGAGCAGCUGCUCUAGCUGCGCGUGCGCCACCGUCGCCAGUGAGGGAUGAGAUACUCCGGGUAUCAGCUGCCAAGCUGAAAGAGAACAAUCGAGUCAAGCUAGAGACAGACCUGGUGAAACAGCAACAGCAGAUAAUUGCGGCUCAGGAUCCGGAAACGAUGGCAGCGGAGAAAUUCUACGGUCAGUUACUGGAGAAAGUUGACAAAAUUCUGACGUCAUUCGGCGCGACAGAGCGAGGGUGUCGUGAGCGAGCGUUGUGCGGGUUGUACCGACAACCAUUCAAAUAUGCCCCGUAUAGCAACCUGGUUUCCAACGAACUUAGCAAAGAUUCAAGCGAACUGCUUCCUCCAGCAGACAGCAAGAACGCUCUUCGGUACUACAUCUACGUACAAGCUGCAAGAGAUGGACAGGAGGGGAAGGACUGCACCGCCACCUAUCCGAAUUGCGAUACUGAUUAUAAUAAAUAAUGGUGCCCAUUCGUGCGCACACAAAAACAUAAUUUUAGUUUGACAGGUCUUAAACGAAUGCCGUCUUUCACUUACAAUACGAGCAAGAAAGAGAUGUAGCUAGUCUAACACCCGUAUUCUAAGACGUUAAAUCGAACCUUCUUCGACUCUGUCCUCAGUUGAGACAUUCACCUCGAAUUUGGCUCAAAUAUUCUUACACUUACAGCGACGUUGAGUAGAGACAUGACGUCAUGACUUUCGUAUUGUUUUGUUGGCAGUAUGAUAUGCUCGACUCCAGUAAGUAAAGUCCUCAAAUCGAGGAUGUAAAUGUCAAUCCUGGCAACGUGAUAAUUAUUCAUGAUCCAAACAGGAAUUCCAAAAGAAAUUCGACAACCGGUUUAGGCCACUGCUGGAUUCAAACCUGCGGCCUCAAAGUGAGAGGCAAGCGUUCUACCAAAUGGGCUACAUCGGCUCUAUAAAAUGUCUGAUAAAUGUUCUGGUGAAAAAGUGUCGAGUAGUUUCACACCAGACGACAUUUUACGCCUUCUGCACUGUCAGAGGUCAACGCCCGCGUGUAAUUUGUAGGUGCGUUUAGAAAAUAGAAUAGCUAAUUUGGCUUACGUGGUAACUCGCACACAUGAAAACUGGCACGUGUGCCAGUUAACACUAACAAUGGAUCUAUGUGGUCGACUUGCCCGAAAGGUUACUCGUGCGGGUUGACUACUUUAAUUAUAAUUUUUCACAGUAAAUUAUAUUGACGAUUCGAAUCAUAGUAGAAAAGGCGAUUCAUUCGAUUUACUGAAUGUGACCCAUAACUUAAAACAUUAACUGUUGGCAUGGUUAUGCUACCGCGCACAACGCGACUACUAUCUCGAGCUUCGACGUCAUUCACUGCGUCUAUUGGUCAAAGUUUUAUUUAUCGCGUCACACGCGACAGCGCAGCCCGUGCUCAUCCCGUCUGUUAUAUUUAGAUAUAAAUCAAUCCAGUCACUAGGACAUUAGCUUGAUGUUACUAAUAGAUAUUAACAAUUGUAGAGAAACAUUCAAUAUGUUAUAUUUGUUCAUAGAAUACUUGUCAAUAUACUUAAAAGUUUUAUCGUAAGCGUAGGUAAUGUAUAGAAUGACGUAGACUUAAUUUGAAUUAUUUAUUUAUUUCAA
Molecule: messenger RNA, 3390 nt
Organism: Pectinophora gossypiella (pink bollworm)
Lineage: Eukaryota; Metazoa; Arthropoda; Insecta; Lepidoptera; Gelechiidae
Gene: Osi17
Exons: 11
Coding region: 352-2253 (633 amino acids)
Source: RefSeq, a predicted model, not a curated record